AUGCGGUUCUUCAAUUCGUUUGCACCACUGACUCCAAAUACCAUUAAUUCACACAUCAUGAUGCAUCAUGACUUCAGCACUCUUUGCAUUCCUUGCACCAAGUCGGGGUGCAACCGUUGGUUUAAGAAUCGGUCGGGGCAUACACAGCAUAUGAAUGCAGUGCACCCCAUGUUUUCAAAGCCAUCCGCAUCAAUUCAGCCUCAUGCCCAUUCACCCGGCCCUGUGCCCCCCCCCCCCCCCCCCCCCAAUAUUGUACUAGAUUCUGGUGAUGCCAUGGAUUUCGGUGACAAUGAAGAUCCUCUGCAACCAGCAGCUGAAUUUGUUGGCACUGGCAGCCAGUUGUAUAGAAAUUACCAUCCCUUCUUGUCUGGUGAGUAUUUUCUCGCCUGUGAUGAUGAGGGCAACUUCCUUGCACCAGGUACUCCACCUCAACCUCUCUCAGACAAGGCACCGGAUGACUGGAGUCCCUAUGGGAGCCAUGUCAAGUUUGAACUUGCCAACUACUUAUUUACGAAGAACCAGACCCUGGCACAUUCAAUCAAUCAAUUGCUGAACAUCUGGGCAGCUUCUUUAAUCCAAGCUGGUUGCAAGGCACCUCCAUUUGCAGAUUACUGUGACGUGUACAAGACAAUUGACAACACUCCUCUUGGCGAGGUUAAAUGGCAAUCAUUUUCAGUCAAGUUUACAGGUGCGAUUCCAGACGAGGGUGCUGCGCCCUGGAUGACAGAUAGCCAUGAUGUUUGGUUUCAUGAUCCCUGCGACGUUGUUCAAAAUAUGCUGUCCAACCCAGACUAUGCUACUGAGAUUGAUCUCCAGCCAUACCAUGAGUUUGCAACAGAGAAUGACGAGCACCAGUGGCAGGACUUCAUGUCCAGAGAUUGGGCUUGGUCUCAAGCAGACAAGAUUGCUGAGGAUGCUGAGACUCAUGGCUCAACAUUUGUGCCCAUCAUUCUUGGAAGUGACAAAACAACUGUUUCGGUUGCAACGGGGCAAAAUGACUACUAUCCUCUCUACGUGUCUAUCGGAAAUGUUCAGAAUAAUGUCCGACAUGCUCACCGUAAUGCAGUUGUUGUCAUAGGGUUUCUUGCAAUGCCUAAAACUACCAAACAGCAUGCCGAAACAGCAAGCUUCCGCAAUUUCCAGCGUCAAAUUUUUCAUUCCUCGCUCUCAUUUAUCCUCAAGAACUUAAAACCUGGCAUGAUCAAGCCCGAGGUCAUGCAUUUUGGUGAUGGGCACUAUCGUCGUGUAAUGUAUGGACUUGGACCUUACAUCACAGAUUACGAAGAACAAGUAUUGCUCGCCUGUAUAGUGCGAAACUGGUGUGCUAAAUGUCUUUUGCGUCACGGCAACCUUGAUGAAAUUAAUCUCUGCCGCUCAAGACUUCACACAGAUGCACUUAUUGAGGAGUGUGACCAUGCAACACUGUGGGACAAACAUGGCAUAGUUGGGGAGCUCGUGCCAUUUAUGAACGAUUUCCCCUGCGCUGAUAUCCACGAGCUGCUCGCACCGGAUAUUCUCCAUCAAAUUAUCAAGGGGGCAUAUAAAGAUCAUUUGGUUGAUUGGGUUGAAAAAUACAUCCACCGAACACACAGAAAGUCGCAAGCUAACAUAAUUCUAGAUGAUAUUGACCAAAGGAUUGCAACUGAUCCUUCAUUUCCGGGACAGUGUAGAUUUCCCCAAGGCUGCCACUUCAAACAGUGGACAGGUGAUGAUUUGAAGGCCCUCAUGAAGGUAUAUAUGCCAGCAAUCAAAGGCUAUGUCCCUACAGAUGUUGUGUGCACGUUCCAUGCAUUUCUCGAAUUCUGUUAUCUCAUCCGCCGCAACAUAAUCACGGAGACAUCGCUCAAUGAAAUUCAAGAUGCACUCACUCGUUUUCACAGAUAUUGUGAGAUUUUCAAGACUACAGGUGCCCACCUUAUUCGAUUGUUUGGUGCUCCAAAUGGCCUGUGCUCCUCAAUCACUGAGUCAAAGCAUAUUAAGGCCGUCAAGGAGCCUUGGAGGCGGUCCAGCCGAUAUGAAGCACUGGGUCAGAUGCUGCAAAUCAACCAGCGGCUGGACAAGUUGGCAGCAUUGCGCAUAGAUUUCCGCAGUCGCAGAAUGCUCUCAGGUACAUGUUUGUCGGCCGUUCUCGCAACACUUGAACCAAUGGAUGAACAGCCUGUUGCACCCGCCAGUGCAGAGCAUGCUGUGGACCAAUAUGAGCCACCUAGCCUGAUAGAGUCAGCCAGUAUACUCGACGCAGAUGUCAGCGCCGACUCUGAGGACAUUGAUGAGCCAACUUCAGUCCUUGCACAUGUACAACUUGCUCGAAGAUCUCAAGGAAAAAAGCGCUCACAAAGUGUUCCCACCCUAGCUGACGAGCUCAACAUCCCAAACAUGACAGAUCUCGUUCAACAAUUCCUUGUUGAGCAGCUUUAUCCCGAUAACGAUGCUGCAGAAGCCCCAUUUAUGGAGUGCCUUCAUUAUGAAGGAAGGAUCCGAAUUUUCAACUCUGUGGUAUCGACGUUCUUCACACCUAGUGAUUUGAGCGGAAUUGGGGGGAUGAAAUGGGAACACAUUCAUGCAUCCCCAAAAUGGAGAAGCGGGUAUGCACGCAAAGACUAUGCUCAGGGUAUGCGGGGCAUGGACAUUGCUCAGGUACUGACAUUUUUUUCUUUUCGGCUGAGGGGCAGAUAUUAUCCAUGUGCUGUUACUGGAAUGUGGAUGGUGAAGCCAUCUUCUAUCGGUAAUUGUAGGCACUUUGCAGUGAUCCACAUUGACUCCAUUUUUUGUUCUGCUCACCUUAUUCCUGUCUAUGGUACUGAACCACUCCCCUCAACGAUUAAAUCUCACCACGUCCUUGAUGUAUUUACACUCUUCUAUGUCAACAGAUACACUGAUCAUCACGCCUUCGAAAUAGCUUCUUAG
Messenger RNA from Suillus paluster, 2907 nucleotides. RefSeq lists its product as uncharacterized. The record is from RefSeq and is a predicted model, not a curated record. The coding region runs from base 1 to 2907 and encodes 968 amino acids. NCBI's taxonomy places the organism in Eukaryota, Fungi, Basidiomycota, Agaricomycetes, Boletales, Suillaceae. The transcript is spliced from 13 exons.